Messenger RNA from Anastrepha ludens (Mexican fruit fly), 1706 nucleotides. Its product is annotated as zinc finger protein OZF-like. Gene Ontology annotation, biological process: regulation of DNA-templated transcription. NCBI's taxonomy places the organism in Eukaryota, Metazoa, Arthropoda, Insecta, Diptera, Tephritidae. Bases 93 to 1319 code for a protein of 408 amino acids. The record is from RefSeq and is a predicted model, not a curated record. The transcript is spliced from 2 exons. Gene Ontology annotation, molecular function: DNA-binding transcription factor activity, RNA polymerase II-specific; RNA polymerase II cis-regulatory region sequence-specific DNA binding.
UUGUUUCAGUCGACAAUUAUAAACUCUUAUGUCGUUAAGUCAUAGCGCAGUGCACCUUUUAAAUAAAAAUUUCUUACGAAUAUACCUUAAGGAUGGCUGCAAUUGCAGAUCAAAGGCAUCACUGUGGGGAAGUGUAUAUCACAAAUAACUACCUUAUGAUACUAGAGUGCAAGUUUUGCACUGAGAAAUUCAGUGCUUAUGACAAGUUCCUCAACCACAUUUUUGAUAAUCACUUUGAUAAUGUUGACAUUCUUGAAGAACUGAAUACGGAAUCGAUGGAAUAUGAUGAUGAUGAAGAAGUUGCGGAACAAGAGUAUAUUGACAUAUUGACAGACACUAAUGUCGUAGGCGAUAGUAGUUAUUCGGCGGAAAUCAGUUCAGCCGCUGGCGCCAAAGAAUUUGAGAACAUAAUCGAUGAUGAAAAUAUGCCGGUGAAAAUAUCCAUGUGUCGUGUAAAUGUGGACAGCCAGAAUGAAACUGCUCAGCAUCCGCCCGAAAAUAAAAAGCUAUCAAACCCUCCCUCUGAUACACCAAGAGAAGAAAGCUCAAAAUUUCGAUCUGUUGUUUACAAAUAUCCGAGACAUCCUGGAGAAGAAAGAAAAUAUAAAUGUAAAUUUUGUGGCUAUGACUUUGCAAAUAUAAUAAAUUUGCGCCGACAUGAACGAAGACACUUGAACAAUAAACCGUUUCCCUGCGCGGAGUGCAAUAAACGCUUUUUCACACGCACUGAAUUACGUGCACAUAUCAGACGGCACACCGGCGAACGGCCAUUUGUGUGCACAUAUUGUGGUUUCGGGUUUGUAACGAAUGGUGCCUUAAAUAUUCAUGAAAAGCGACAUCUUGGUGAACGAAAACAUAAGUGUGAUAAAUGUGAAAAGCUGUUUUAUGAUGGUCAUCAGUUACGAAAGCAUGCUGUGGUGCAUACACGAGAACGUAAUCAUAAAUGCAACCAGUGCAAAGCAACAUUUACAAGAAUUGAAUCGCUACGGAAUCAUAUGAAGUUACAUGAAAACGCUUUGCGUUACGAAUGCGGCAUUUGUAAUAUGCGUUUCAAUCAAAAACCUUCCUUAAUAUGGCAUGAAAAGAGCAAACAUGAUAUAGUGCGAGGCGGUAACGGUCGAGUAAGCAACACCCUUACCACAGAAAUAACUAAUGAUACUGCGGACCUAGAAUACGAAUGUAAGCGUUGCAAAUUAGAAUUUAAAAAUAAGAAAUCAUUACUAGAUCAUCAAAGUUAUUUGCAUGCUGAUGCGGAUGCAAUAACAACGAUCGAAGCGCUCGAGGAAGCAGAAAGUGAAACAAUGUUAGAACUUCUUUGAAUUUGAUUAUUUAUGAACUCUAGUACGCCAAGUGAAUAUCUCACAAGAAUUUUGUUGUAAAAAUCGAACUAAAGUGCUGUAUGAGUAUCAGAGGAAAGACAUAUUGUUCGAGCUUAAGUAUUUCAGAAGUACAUGAAAUUACAUAUUUAUUUAUAUUAUGAUGAUAAAUAUGUGUUAAGUAUUUAUAUUUUGUUUGUAAGUACAAGUAUUUAAGGUAUAAAUUUAGAGUUUGUUUCAGAUAAGCAUUUAUGAAAAUUGGUCAGUUCUUGGACUCUGCCAUCAAACAAAUAUCAUUAAAAUUAAUAAUUAUAAUAUUUUACACUAUAAUUUAAAAGCUACAUAUGUACAUACAUUCUCAACCUUAGAAUAAAGAACUUGCAUAUUCUU